This is a messenger RNA of Patella vulgata (common limpet), 4817 nucleotides long. Its product is annotated as pejvakin. The transcript has 7 exons. Lineage: Eukaryota; Metazoa; Mollusca; Gastropoda; Patellidae. Bases 245 to 1621 code for a protein of 458 amino acids. The record is from RefSeq and is a predicted model, not a curated record. Gene Ontology annotation, biological process: programmed cell death. Gene Ontology annotation, cellular component: cytoplasm.
ACAAGUGUGUUAAUAUUUAGGAAAUGAUAAUCUAAAUUUUUAUGUGUUCUUCUGACUUUGAUUUGAAUUUAGAAUUAUCUUUAUUGUGGAGCUGAAACAUACAUCAUAUUUAUUACUAUUUGUUAUUUCUUUACCAUUACUAUGAAAAGAACAGAGCUCUUUUGAUCCGAGUAGAUUUGAGACGCACUAACUUGACUAAGUGACUUGUUUUGUUUUGCUAAAUAUAUAGUAUAACGAAGUAGCAAUGUUUUCAGCGACUGCUCAUCAAGUAGCGACAGCACUUGGAAAAGACACGUUAUUACCCGUACCAAGUAUAAACACAGCAGAUAAUAUUGAUGUUCUUAGAGUAGUUAUAAAGAAACGUAGAAAAUGGUUAUUUUUUUCCAGGAAACCACACUAUGAAGCAACUGAAUUUACACUCUCCGAUUUGUUGGUUAAAGAUAGCAGUGGCCUAGGAAUCAAAGAUGUUCCUACAGAUACCCAUGUCCUAACAACAUAUAACAGCAAGACAGAUUUUUCUCUAAAGGGAAAAUUUGGUGCCGAUUUAACCAAAGAAUUACUGGACGUGAAACUUGGGACGGCGGAUGCUGUGAAUGUCAGCAGUCAACUGGGAACACUGAUUAAAACAGAGCUAACAACACCAAAACUUUUAGCUCUGCUUUGUCAUAAAAAGAUAAAUAUUGAUCAUCCUAUUGUAAAAGUUGCGCGAGGAGACGGACGUAAAUCAUUAUGUGUGAUAACAUCAGUCAUACAGUUACAAGAUGAUGGAAUAAUAUCCAGUCAUGUCAAUUUAGAUGUUAGUGGUGAAAUGGAUUCCAAGCUUGCAGAUGUAGAUACUGAUAUUAAUGAAGACAAGUCGAAAUCCAUGACGAUACCAAAAAAUACAACAAUGGCUUUCUCUAUGAUUGAAUUAUUAAUCUCCUUAAAAGAUGGUGCGUUUGAAUUAUUGCUAUCACCUGAUGAUGAUGGGGGUUUUACAGAACACGAAGUAGAGUCUAUAGAUGGAAAUUUUAAAGAACGUGGAACAAAAGAUCUGUUUAAUGUGAUAAGGAGUACAGAUAAAACAAAACAAGCUUUAUUGGCCGUUCAACAAUUAUUAGAACAACCAAAAUCUAUAAAACCUCUUAAUGAACUGUUCCGUGAGGUUGAAGUGAGUCUUGAUUUAGAUAUUCCACGAAUGUACACCAUGGAAGAUCUUCAACAGGAUUUUAAUCUGGAUCCAAAUCACACUUGUCUCCCAUUUCUCAAUAUUGCUGAUUUUGUUGUCACUGAUGAAAGUAUAACUAUACCAGAUAGUUCAUCAAGUGGUGUAUUUGAUGCAUUUCAUCUAUUGUUAACAUUAUUAGAUGAGUUAGAUGAUGGUGUUAUUACACAGUUAUCUCUAGCUUUAAUGGUUACCGAAACAACGAGAAAAAUAUUACCUAUUUUGAAGAAAUUGGUUGACAGUAAAGAAACAGUGAAGUUGACAAAAGAAGAAGUCGAGAACAUUACAGCCAUACCAAUAGAUUCACUCUUGACAGCCCUCAACAUUAAAAUUCAAAAUGAUAGUCUGGAUGUUCCUACUGAUAGUAGACUAGAUUUACAUGCUACUUAUCAAAUUCUUGAUGCUCUUCUGGGUUAAAGCCAAAAGCUUACAAUGCUCAUGCUUUGAAACUGAAAUAUGCAAGCAUAGCGGUACACAUGAGACUUAUCAUGUGUAUAUAUUGUUACUAGGACUUGACCAAAUCAUCAUCACUAUCAAUCUGUAGCAAAUAUUUAUAGUUCAUUUUUGAAAAAUAUUUGUUACAUUUUGCGUACAUUCUGCUCUUUGAAGCAUUUCCUGUCUAUUAAUGACAAUAGUAUCAGGGGUUUUAUUCUUUUUAAUAUUCAGAGGGUGUCAAUUUCUUUGUGAGCUAAAUAAAUUUAAAAAGUUUCACAGUAGUGAAUGCAUACCAGUGUCAAAUUAAAAAAAAAAUAAAUCCAUUAUUUUCACUGUAAAGAAUAUUCGUGUUUUAGGAUAAUGAAAACAUUUGUUUGUCAGCGUUUAUUUGACUAUUUGUACUUAGAUUAUUUCCGAUAUAUAAACUUUUGUUGGAGUAUCUUUCCCGUAAUCACGAAACGCUUGAAAAGUAAUAUGCAUGUAUUUGAAAAGUAAUUUUAUAAUUAUUUUUAUGAUUUAGUAUUAAUUCAUAUCUAUGCAUGUUAUAUUUAUUUUCGUAGUUCUAUUUAUGGAAGAUCACAAGAAUAGCUUUUUUUUUAAAAAAUUAUUCCUUUACUUAAAGACAUAUUGUCAAAUGUGGUGAAUUUAAGAUCUACUUAAAAGGGGCAUUACUUCACGGCUAAUUCCUGGCUUUACAAUACAAUGACAAUAAUAACUGUGGUUUUCAGGAAAAACCUGCAAAUAACAUGCUUAAAGAUUGAGAGUUCACCAUUGAGAGCUCACAACAUCAAAUAACAUGUUUAAACAUUGAGAACUCACAACAUCAAAUAACAUGUUUAAACAUUGGGAGCUUUUGUCAAAUUGUAUUGUUUAAUACAACUGUAAUAUGUGACAUGAAUGUUUUUAAGAUUUAGAAAGAAAGCAUAUGCAUGUAGCUGCAUUAAAUGGCUGAUCUUUACUAAGCCAUUUCCAUCUUUCUUUCAAGUUUACCAAAUAGUUUUUUGGGUUUUUUCUAAGAGAAUAAUAUUAAUCCUGUAUUUUUUUUUUAUAUGUUUUAUGACCUGUAAUCUCAUUUCUGAAGUGAGUAAUGCUGUUAAAGGUGAAAUAACUCUUUCUAAUUGUCCUUUGAUCCAUAUUAUCUCCCCUUAGACCACAGAUAUAUAUAUAUAUAUAUAUAUUUUUAGAAUUCAGUCAGUAUUAUGUGACACUGUAUAUGGAGUUUUUGUGAAGAUAUCUGUGUAUAUAUGGUUGAUUAAGAGUCAGUAUGAUCUAAUAAUGGCAGAACUGUACGUGAUUUCCAGUAUAAUCAAACAACUUUUCUAAUAUUGUUAAAAUUCAUCUACUUAAAUUAUCCAUUGUUUAACAUUUAAUUAAACAAACAAAAUCAAAAUUUCAAUGGUGGAUAAUCUCGCGGCUUGGAUUCAAUCGCAUUAAAGUGAGGCUCAUCAAAAUUUUUUAGCAAAUAUUAUAGGUCGCUUUUGACCAUAUCGUAUCAGCCUAUAGAAAAUUCCAUAAAAUAUUUUUUAAGACUUUAAAUAUGAAGACAGUUGAUUGGCUGUUUAACCUCAAUCAGUAUCAUAUAGCAGUCACCGGUCCAUAACAUGUCUUUAGAAGUCAAUGGAUUGACAAAUAAAUUGAACAAAAAUAGCAUUUAGUUUUAGUCAAAUUGUUACCUAAAUAUUUCUCGUUACCGGUAGUGCUCAUUUACAAACUUUUUACCUUAUUUUUUUGGAGUUUCAUUUACAUUUAUUUAUUUAUUGUUUUGAACAUAAAUUUUGAAUUCCAUGUAAUUUUUGAUUUUUACAAAUUUGUAUUGUAUUGUAUUUUACAAAUUUGUAUUGUAUUGUAUUUUACAAAUUUGUAUUAUAUUGUAUGUAGUUUAUUGAAAUUUGUAAUUUAUAAUCUGUAUAAUGUCUGUUUUCAUUUUGAAAGAAUGCCCAAAUGAUGAUGAACAAAAUUUAAAACAGGAAAGAUCCGCUCCCAUUUGCUAAUUCUCAAUAUUAGAAAUCUUAUGGAGUAAAUAGCUGACAGUCUUUGUUGUUAAUUCACAUUUUCUAAGGCUUGAUUACACCAAAAUACUAUCCAACAUUUCCUAAGGCUUGAUUACACCAAAAUACUAUCCAACAUUUCCUAAGUCUUGAUUACACCAAAAUACUAUCCAAUAUAAACUGCAUUGAUAUAUACCUAUAUAUCUUAAUGAGAUUAUUAGAAUUUUACAGGUGAAUUUUAAAUAUUCAACAAUUUUAUUCAUACAACAAACCGGUAGGAUGUGAAUAGCUUUAAUUUAUAUGAUUUUAUGUUGGUGAAGGAGUGAAUCUCUUACUCAACAACAUAAGUUGAUGUCAUAAAAUCUGAGCAAUUUUACUUUCUAGAUGACCUGAUAUAUUCAUCACUCAAUAUCAUUUUAAAGUUAAAAAAAAAGAAAUAUAACUGGAAAUGUUAGCCAAAAUCAAGUUUACUGGAUAUCUUAGUAAAAAACAAUUUGAAUGAAUAUCAUCUAGGAGAUUAUUACACUGAAUAUGAUUGGGUAAUGAAUAUCAUCUAGGAGAUUAUUACACUGAAUAUGAUUGGGUAAUAAAUAUCAUCUAGGAGAUUAUAACAAUGAAUAUGAUUGGGUGAUAAAUGUAUAAUACCUAUGAUUAUAUUUUAAAAUCAAUUUCCUUUUUUUUUAUUUACAAUUUUUUCUAUUUUUUAUCACUGGUUAUUUUGCUUAUUGCAUUUUUACUUCACACUCUUAAUUGUAUUUGUUCAAUAUUUCAAUUCUAUUUGUUCCGAUACUUCAGCACUAAUUGUUCAAUUUUUCAACGCUAUUUGUUCUAUAUUUUAGUGCUAUUUGUUCAAUAUUUCAACACUACAUGAUCAAUAUUUCAGUGCUAAUUGAUCAAUAUUUCAACACUACAUGUUUAUGAUUGUUUGUAACCUCCAAUAAUAAGACUAGCGAAACUUGUGACAUGGAUAAUGAAAUGUUUAUAUUGUUUAAAGUUACAUUAAUAUCACAUCUUUCUCAGUUUUGUUUUGUUGCUAGAGAAUUAGUUAAUGUGAGCAUGUUGCGAUAUUUAAUAUUUGGCUUUAUAUUUAGUUGUAGGAUUACCUAUACCGACAAGAGGCUUCUCAUAUUUUUUAUAUUUUCACUCAGCUAUCAGGUCUCUUUUAUAAUAAAAAUAUUGCACCAGCAGAA